Messenger RNA from Eriocheir sinensis (Chinese mitten crab), 11319 nucleotides. RefSeq names its product serine/threonine-protein kinase SMG1-like (gene nonC). NCBI's taxonomy places the organism in Eukaryota, Metazoa, Arthropoda, Malacostraca, Decapoda, Varunidae. The coding region runs from base 691 to 11298 and encodes 3535 amino acids. The record is from RefSeq and is a predicted model, not a curated record. The transcript has 24 exons. Gene Ontology annotation, cellular component: nucleus. Gene Ontology annotation, molecular function: protein binding; protein serine/threonine kinase activity. Gene Ontology annotation, biological process: phosphorylation; nuclear-transcribed mRNA catabolic process, nonsense-mediated decay.
GAGGAAAUGGCGGUCGGGUGUUUGCUUUUAGAUGAGUCAGUUAUGUUCCACCGAACCAGUGAAGACGGUUAAGUUUAUUCUAUUCCCGUGGUAGCCUUCAGUAGCUACGCUGUUGGUGGAGAAAAAACUUGGUGGUCUGAAUACAUCUGCUUACACUUUUGGGCCGUUAUUUUUGUCAUUGUUAUUCCGUUUUGGUUUUGAGACGACAUCGUUAGAACAUUUUGUUAGAUUUUUCUGAAUAUGAAGAUCUCAAAGCUGAGUUUAUAACCUCAUACAAGACUUGGAAAAUAGUGAUAGAGAGACAACAAACUUGGCAAUAUAUUGGCAUUUGACACACCGAAAUUAAAACCAGCGAAGAAUUUGUGAAAAGACGGUGGAAGACAAAAAAAAUAAAGUAAGAGCAAAUCAAAGGCAAUGGAACUGAUCAACGCCGCAAAACCCGUUACAAAGGGACGGCGGAAUAUAAGAAAAAGACAAUUAAGAACAAUGAAGUGCAGAAAACCAGGAAAAAGUAAAGGAAACAGGAAAAGAAGAGUCAGCGCAGGAGCCGUUCCAAAGGCUGACCGCCACUACGCGAGGAGAGGAGGAACAACAACAAACCAAAAUGUGGCUCUUGCGUUCCCUGUUGUGCCCAGCUUGAUCGUGCACGCAUUUUCCACAUGAUAAGACCUAGUUGAAGUUCCCUGAAAAAUGGUUGGAGGGUCCGGAGGUGAUAGAGAAGAUGCAGGUAUCGGAGGAAGGAUUCACCGAGAGUACCGUGGGGGAGGAGGAAGAGGAAGUGGACGUUACCGUCGUGGUUUGUCCCACCACCGUCCUCUCCCUCCAGGGGAACGAAGAGGUAUGGUGGAGCAAGGGCUUCCACCAGAAGAAGAGUCUCAGAAGGUGCACUCAGACAAAGUUGAUGUGAUGAAACAUCGCCCUCAUAAAGAUGUUAACAGAGGGUUCAGUGAAGAUUCAAGAAUAUCUAAGCAGCUACGGAGACUGGUACGGGAAGAUGACUCAGAGCGAUACUUGGCUCAGGUUCAACAGCUUCAGGAGUCUAUAAUGCUUAAUGAAAAUGUUAAGUAUGUCCGUCGGAAUGCUGACCAUAUUUUGGAGGCACUGUUUGAAAUCCUUCAUGCUGCUCCCUCGCCCCCUUGCCGCUGGGAAAUAACAAAAUGCAUUGGACGUGUUGGUCAUGUUAUGGAGGGAGACAUAAAGAGGUUUGUGGAUGCAACCCUGGACCGACUUGACAUGUGGAAAGCACCUGAAAUGAAGGUGCUGGUGUUAAGGUGUAUCCUGGAAAUGCUGCAACUUGACUCUGAUAAAACACAGCUUAAUCAGGUUGGAGAAAAAAUUGUGGAGGGCCUACAGGGUAUAUUAGAAGGAACUGAAACACCUGAAGUUAUGGUUGCCACAGUUGAUGUUUUGAGGGAGCUGAACCUGACCCACAGCCACGUCCUCAACAACUACUUCCAGGAUGUUGUGGACAUAUUGGUUGGGUGGCACAUUGACCACCACCAGUCUCCUGAGGUGAUGAAGUAUGUGUCUCUGGCACUGCAGAGUUUCUCUCCACUGUGGCAAAUUAAUGUCUCUAUUGCUACAACACUUCUUUCCCAGUUUGUUGAAGACAUGGAAGAUUAUUGUGAGGAUUUAGACCGAGGCCGGUCUUCGCCAGAUGAGGAGCCAGCGACUCAUCCAGCAGUGUGUGCCAAAAAAGUGGCAGCAUUUAUUAGUGUCUUCACCACUGUCCUGCGAUGCCUUGAGCCACAAAUAACUCACGCUGGAAGUCCUGUUUUGUCCCCUAAUUUUUUAGUAGAAUCUCUUGGAAAGAUGAUUGCAGGAGCUGAAAAAAUACUGCACCAUUAUUGGGAAGAAGCAUUGAUUGAUGCACUUAACCAGGUGUGCUUGGUCCUCAUCCCCUAUUGUCAGAAUAUAUCAGAUCUACAGGUUCACUUCUGUCAUGUGGUGGAUAUACAACAGAACCUUGUGGAGCACUAUGGCUUUACAACAAUGCUGUCAUACCUCACACUGCUGACCCAGAUGCUGAAACAAAUAGGAAGCAGUUUACCUGUGGAAUUCAUUCAGAAGAUACUGGAAAAAGACUCUCCCUUGCGCAAGUUACGUGUGUCUCCUCACCAGUCAGUGUGGAAGGCAACCCUUGGGGUGUACCAUGCCGUGCUGGCCCUGAAGAAUGUGCCUUUGUUACAGGAAGCAUACAACUACAUUUUAGCUGAUAUUCAGCUUCUCCAUCACACCCUAGUACCAAAGACAAGAGAUUUUACCACAGCCACUGUACUAGAAGGUGUUUCGUACACAGAGAACGAAGCAAUUAUCUUACUUAUGUAUUACAUGACUGUCCUAGCUGAGGUUGCAAACACUAGAAACUCCAUCAUAACAAUGUGGGCCUUGAAUCCCCCGCUGGUUGACCUUCUGGCCACUCACCUCACCCCUGCCAGCCCUCACCUUGCUCUGCAUUACCCUGAGGUCCAGCACACUAUAUUGUAUCUCCUGCAUUCCCAUUGUGCCAAACACUUCCACUACAUCAGUUCCAGUACACUUGUUGUUGGAGCCUCAACACCAUUUGUACCGCCUAGUGUAUCACCUGCUUUCUCUGGUGGUUCUGGAAGUUUCGCUGGGUCUUCUUCCAGUGAAAAUUUUGCUACCAUACUAUCAACACUUACUGCUAUUUUUCGUCAGAGACAUGUAACUGGGGCCAACAUUCUUCAGCUGUGUCUGAAAUGGGCAACAGACAUGGUGCAAAGUGGGGAGGCAUCCCUGCCUCAGCUGGUGAAAAUAAAUCAUUUUUCAUCAAUGAUUGAUGCCAUAGUACAGACUGGGUAUCACCACUUCACCUCUGUAACUUCAGCAGUGGCCGCUUUCUUGUCAACAUUUUUUUCUCUGUUAUCCCCAACUCAGUUGCAGAAAUUGGAUGAAGUGAUUAAUCUGUGCCUCCAUCAUGUGAGCCACAAAGACAACAAAAUCCGAAGUGUUUAUCUGGACUUGCUGGCCAAGAUUCCCCUCAGCUCUGUCUCUCAUGCUCUCUGUACUGCCCACCGGUGUGAUGAUAGUGAAUAUACAGCAAACAAGAAUGACUCAUCAAGUGUGGAGAUUGGUAGUCUUGACUCCACCUCAGUCAGGAGUCUUGAGAGACACUUUGUAUUGCGCUUAACAUCUGGACAGCUGCCUUCUAAUGCUUUCCAUACACUCAUGGAAUUCAUACUUCAUGUGGCCCAACCUAAAGGAGAAAACUGGAUGGAUGACCUCUUUUCUAUGUGCCAAAGAGUAGAUAGAAUGACUAAGGCAGAGGAUUGGAGCCUGCCUGUGUUGGCCUCACACCUACGCACACUGUUGUGGAAGUGGCUUGCCUGGGAGCCAGCACAACACUGCAUUGCCAACAAACUGAGAACAACACUUGGGAAACCUCAAGACACUUUUACCAAUAUUGAAGGAGUGAUCAAAAGAAGAGCUAAAGAGGUCCGAGAAUGCGGUCAAGAUGUAGAUAAACAUAAUGUCAGCAGCACAGAUGAUGACAAGACAAGCACCAAAACUGGCAGUGAGACUGGCAAAUGUGACACUGAGAGCAACAUAAAAGUGCACUCUUUGGCCGUGAUGUUGCUGGUGGAGUUUGUGGAAAGUCUGGAGAAGGCAAUGUUCAAUGCCAGUGAUGGAUGUGCAGUGGCAGUCUCUCCUCCUAACAAGAGUGUGAGAGUCUUCUUCCGAACAAACCGCCAAACUUGUACAGAGUGGCUCAGUCGCAUACGUGCUGCUGUUAUAAUAGUUUCCCUCAACUGUGGGCGUCCCGAAGUGGCUGUGAGACACUCUUAUAAACUCCUUCAAGAACUUAAGGAUAGCAACAAUACACAGGGAAUUGACUUUGAGCGGGCUGUCUGUUACUGUGCCCAAGCUCUGGUGGCAGAGGGCAGUGAAGAGGGUGUGGCGGGGCUCUACUACUGGUGCCGAGACCAUGUUGGCCGACGUUUUGGGUGGCUCAAGCCAGCCAUCCAUAGUGCUGGCAACAAGUAUGAGAAAUCCCUGAGAGAUUAUUUGCAAUAUGUAGAUGGUACUGAUGAAAUGGAAGAUUCUGAGAAGGAAAGAAAAGUUGAGACAGAAUCUGAACCUCUAAAUGUGAGUGUCAGCCAGACAGACACCAAACAGCUGGAUCCUCUUAUUCAGGAAUUCAUACAUUUUCAGGUUUCUGAAUGCUAUGGUAAACUCAGCCAGUGGGAAGAGUUGCAGAAGUGGAUGUUGCACAUACACAACCAGAAAGAUGCUGAAGGAACAGGAACUCAUUCUGGUCUCCUCAACAGUUAUGGGAACCUUGCACAUGUUCAAGCUCUGGCUCACUUUGAUUCAGGAGAUCUUGCUGGAGUUACUUCAAGUCUGACUAAUUCGUUGGAAUCUGUGGAUUGGUCUAAGGGUCAGAACUGGAUUCUGUGGAAAAGAUUUCAAGAUAUGAAUGUAGUAUUACUUCAUUCUCUCACAUCAUUAGUGUGUCAACAGCCAUUUUCGUCGAGGGAUGCAAUGUCAAAGCUUGUUUCUGAUUCUCAGAGUGAAGUUGAGUGGUUGUUACAGUUGUCCACUUUAUCUUCACAUUCUACAAUGCAUCUUCACCUUCUGUUAUUCCAUCAAGUCAUUCAAGAGAUUCAGAUUGUUUUGAAUGAAAAUAACUGUGGAGUUGGUCGUAUACAGGAAGGGUGGGAGCUCACAAACCUUUUGAGUCUUCCUGCAGAUUUCAUCCCUCAUGUUUCUCGAUGGGCCAAGCUUAUUGCAAGAAUGAAUGUUAAUAUUACUCCAACUUCAAUCAUAAAAUUAGAUCUCUUGUCAGCUAAACAGGCUCGCAAGCAAGAAAACAUGGAAUUGUCAGAGAGGACUCUCAAAAGAUUAUUAGGUAGUGUUAGUUCUAGUUUGUCUGAGGCAGUGUUUGAAAUGACACCUGGUUCUGAGUACAACACAUUGCAGGCAAAGUUACACAGAGAAGCAGCAAAAAUUUUAGCUUGCAAAGGACAGAUUGUCCAAGGAUGUGAAGUACUCUCAGGAGCUGUGAUGGGUUUAAAUCCCAGCCUUGCAGCUCUAGCUGCCACAGACACUACUCUCCUCACUCUGCCACCAAAUGAGGCCGGUCACCUCUGUGCCCGCUCCAUAAUUACCACAUUCAAAUGGUGGUCUUUGGAUGAAAGAAGACAGCUCAUGGUAACUGGUGAAGCAACCAUCACACCUCCUUGGAUGGAGAAGUUGAUUACUGUAUAUGAAGAGAUGAAGACAUUUGCUCCUGAAGAACUUCAACCAUUGGCUGAAGUAAGCCACUCUAUGCUACCACCUUUUGAGAACAAAAUGGGGAACAUCCUUACUUUGGCAGCCACACAGUGUCCUACACUGCCAAAAGUUUGGUUUCAUAUUGCAUCAUGGUGUUUUCGCUGGGGAAGAAGAAUUCUUGAAAAUACUGACAUCAGCGAUAAUCAUAUUUCUGAUGCUGACCAGAAAAAAGUAAAAGAAAUUCUUUCUUUAGGGUUUGGAGAUGAAACAUCUGAUAUCCAGCUCAAAGUUGAAGAAAUGUGUUCCCUUCUCAGAAACUGGAAACCAGGGCAAGGUGCAGAAGAAGAAGAUGAAAUUCUCAAACUAGAAGAGGUUCAGGGAACGUAUCAAGUCGGUACUCACAUAAUUUCUCUUCUUCAGUCAUGGGGAUUGCCUAACAACAUGGUGACAAACAUAAGUUCACAAUUAGUAGAAGUCCAUCAGACUAUACAGGAAAGACACUACACUGUUCUUAUUGCUGCUGCCAGAGCAUAUUUCAGGUUUCUUAAGAUCAGUCAUGGACGCUCUGUCAGUCAGAUGGACCAGUGUAUCAUUGCAACUCUGCGUCUGCUGCGUCUGAUGGUAAAACACGCUUCUGAACUGAGGGAAGUCCUUGAGAAGGGUCUUUCGGAAACACCCACACAACCAUGGAAAACCAUAAUUCCACAGUUGUUUGCUCGCUUAAAUCACCCUGAACCUUACGUGAGAGGGAGCAUCUCAGAAUUGUUAUGCCGUCUAGCAGGAGACUUCCCUCAUCUUAUAGUGUUUCCAGCUGUUGUGGGAUCUGCCGGAGGGAAUGUUGCAGGGAACCAGGCAUCCCUAACUGACAUGCUGGCCAAAUACCUACAUAAAGGACAGCAGAGGAGAAAGAUGAAGCAAACCCUUGGGGAUGAAGAUGAUGAAGAGGAGGAAGAUGAGGAAGAAGAGGAAUAUGAUCAAGUAGAAGAGGAGGAGGAGGAAGAUGAUGAAUUGAUAUCAGAGCUAACAGAGGAACAAGAGAGAAAAAAUCUGAUGCGUGACUGCUUUUCAUCUCUGGUAGACACUCUUACUAAGCAGAUAGGAUCAAGCAUCAGUGAGGUACAGAUGCUUGUCCAUGAGCUAAGACGCAUCACAGUUCUGUGGGAUGAACUUUGGCUUGGAACUUUGUCCCAACAUCACAGUGACAUGUCAAGAAAAUGUCACCAGUUAACAGCAGAAAUAGCUCGUCUCAAUAAUAAUUCAUCUCUUUCACAGGUUGAAAAACACCAACUUAUCAAGAAGAAGUAUGAUAUUAUAUUUAAACCAUUAUUGUUUGUUUUGGAUCAAUUAGCUGAUAUCACUUCAACUCCCCCAGAAACCCCUCAUGAAUGUCAUUUCCAUGACACAUAUGGACCACUAAUCUCUACAGCUCUCAGUAAUUUGAGAGAACCAGAGAGCUAUUUUGAUCCUCAGUCUGCUCUCUCAGGCUUACGACAGCUACACCAAAUGUUGCAGCAGAGAGCCCACCGCAGAUCCUCAGCCACACUCAAGAUGGUAGAAGUGUCCCCCAAACUGACCAGUCUGAGCAACACAUCAAUUGCUAUGCCUGGUGUUGUGUCUGCCUCCCAGCAAGUUGUGACAGUGGCUUCAGUUGAUGGUCAUAUUUCCAUACUCCCCACUAAAACAAAGCCCAAAAAGCUUAGCUUUCAGGGAUCUGAUGGCAAAAAAUAUACCUAUCUCUUUAAGGGACUUGAAGACUUGCACUUAGAUGAAAGAAUCAUGCAAUUCCUAGAGAUAGUGAAUACUAUGCUUGCUAAGAACCAGAGAGGCAAGAACUGUGUAUACCGUGCCCACUCCUAUUCUGUGGUACCUCUUGGCCCUCGCUCUGGCCUUAUUCAGUGGGUUGGGAGCGCCACCCCUCUUUUUGGUCUGUACAAGAGAUGGCAGCAGCGAGAAGCUCAUGCUGUGUUACUGAAGACUCACUCGUCAACCAUAUCAAUGCACCCUCAAGUUCCUCCUCAAGUUCCACGACCCUCUGAGCUUUAUUACAGCAAACUCACUCCUCGGCUGCGAGAAGCCAGCAUAAGUCUAGACAACCGCAAGGAGUGGCCAUUAGGCAUCAUGAGAGAUGUGCUGAAAGAACUCAUAAGAGAAACUCCAUCAAAUUUGUUAUCCAGAGAACUAUGGAUGUGUAGUGUGAGUGCUGGAAAUUGGUGGGACAUGACACAAACAUAUGCCACAUCAACAGCUGUAAUGUCUAUAGUUGGCUACAUAAUUGGUCUUGGAGACAGGCAUUUAGAUAAUGUUUUGGUCAAUCUGACUUCUGGAGAAGUAGUUCAUAUAGAUUAUAAUGUGUGCUUUGAAAAGGGAAAGAACCUUAGGGUUCCUGAAAAAGUCCCAUACAGAAUGACUCAGAAUAUUGAAGCUGCACUUGGAGUUACAGCAACUGAGGGCAUCUUCAGGAGUGCUUGUGAACAGGUGUUGCGCACUAUGCGCCGAGGAAGAGAGACUCUCUUAACUCUUUUGGAAGCCUUCAUUUAUGACCCACUAGUUGAUUGGACACCAGACAGUGAAUCAGGAUAUGCUGGUGCUGUGUAUGGUGGGGAUCAGGCACUGGUUUCUGGUGCAAGACAGAGUAGGCAACAGCUGGAGCGGGGUCUUACUCUUAGUAUGUUUGCAGUCAGGAUAGCAGAAAUGAAGGCUGAUUGGUUGGCAAAUAAAAUGGAAGUAUUGGAUGCCAUUCCUGAGGUUGAAUUACGUCUCAAAGAGUGGUUAAAGUCCCACGAGAUACUUGCUGGAGCGGAGGCCAAUUUGCAGGAUGGCCACCAUUUAAUGGCACUCCUUAAAGAAGCUGAAGCAAACCCUCAGCAUAGUCUCUAUGGCUUGCGUUCACGGUACGAGGAAUUUUCUAUGGUGAAGAAGUCAGUCAGUCAUGCCAAGGACUUGGCAAAUGCUCGUCUUGCAGAAAUAAAACAAUGGCAUGGCCUCUAUCUGACAUCUGCUCGUGUCUUUGAGAGUGGACAGACAGGAGAAUGGCGUGCUAAGGUCAGCACCAUAAAUUCUCUACAGAACAGUGUGGCACCAGUCACUGAAUUCCUUACAAAGGCAGGCCAAGGUCAACUAGCAACACAAUGUGAGCAAACAGAAGUUGACUUGGGAAGAGUAGUUAGCCAAGUACAAGGUGUUUUGACCAAUAGCUUGGACCUCCUCAUUAAAUAUGGAAGCGUGUGGGUGAACUAUCCAGCUGAGCAUCUAGCGACACACAGACUAUCCCAACAGUUAAUCUGGCUAGCAUCUCUUCUUCAGGAUUUUUCUUUGAAUAAUGUUCAAAUGUUGAUCACCAAAAGCCAUUCUGAAGCACCAGAUGCUGCUGCUGUGACCCAUGUGUGUAAUGUUGAUAUGGAGCUCCACAACAAAGCUCUUCAGAUUAGCUCACAGAGUCAGAAAGUCUAUGAGAGAAUGAGAGCUGAAGGUUUGAAUGACAGAGUUGUUGUGGUGAAUGCAGUCCAAGAAACAUCACUUGCCAUAUCAUCACUUAUAACAGACCAUGGAAUAUCAGGUGUUGCAGCCAUGACAUGCGCCCUCCUCAAUUCCCUCACGCAGCUCACUAGUGCCAGACUGCGGGCAGACAAAACGGCUGCAGGCACCGGAGAGGGUCUGGUGGAUCUGACAAUUGGUGGUUUGUGGUGGUUAAGAGAAAGUAUGGUAACUCUUGGAGGGAUGGUUGAAUUGGUGACCCUCUUGACCACUCAUUCACCACCAACGUAUCCUCAGGAAACACCUGUCAUACAAGCUAUAUCUGCUUUGCAUGAUGUAUUUGCUUCCCUUCAUGAGCUUGUCCUAAACACCAGUGGAAUCAUCAUUGUAGAAGGAGUCAGGCUUUUCUGGAGAGGGGAACCUUCUGUCGUGAGCCUUGCCACAGAACUUCAGUCUGUAGUAGCAAAUGCUCCCACUCCUCCAAGUGCUCUGUGUCAGCAGCUAACCACACAUCUCCGCCUCAUGAUACUUAUGAUGCCUCCUCGACAUGAAAAUGCCCUUCAAGAGGCAACAAUGCUUCACCAACAACUGAUAGAAGUAAUUAAAAGGAUUACUGCACGAGACAAUAAUAGUGGUGUUUCUGGUGGUGACAUGAAUCAGGGCCAGAUGCUACUGAUGGGUUUCCACUUGCUGUUUGAAAGUGUGGAGACACAACUAGACCAACUUAUGGAUGCUGUUAGCCAUGCCCCACUCCCUCAGCCUUGGCCAAGAGUAGACACAGCUAGAGAAGCUGCAGAGAUAAUGGCUCCCCUACAGGAUCCUGCAUUGUGCCAGGUACUACGAGCUGUACUUAGGGUUAAGAAGGUACAGACUAUAGUAGAUUUCUUCACCACAGCUUAUCAGACUUCCCCUGCAUUUAAGAAAAAUGAGCCAGCCAGCAACAGGGCCAGGAGUAAUCAGUGUGAUGAGGAACGACUACAGAAGAUUGUUCGGCGUUAUGCAAGUGACUGUGUUUCCCUCCUGCUACUUGGUCUUCCAUCUCAUUUAGCAACUCACCUCCUCCUUCUUCAUUGUCAGAAACUUGGUAUUAAUGUGACUGGAUACAUAGAGGCAAGAGAUGUUGGUACAGAAGGUCGAGUUAGUCUAGAAGGGAUUGUGCAAGAGGCAUUAGAGUGUUGCAUGACUCGACAUGCGUUAGACCCCGCCCUUCCUUCAUCUGCUGCCUCCACACUAACACAUCAUCUGAAUGCUGUUCGUAAGAAGCUGCUGCUUCGCCAUUGGGAAGGGGAGGCCGAAGGUCUGCGAACAACGCAUCAGAGAGUGACAGCCCAGCACCUUGCUCAUCAGUGGUGGUAUGAAGACAUCCUCAAGCAGCGUGUUGUAGCGCCCCCUGUUCAGCCAGCUCGAGGGUCUGUACUUAGUGAUUUAAGAGGUUGUGUUAGCAAGCUCCUUGCACUGCACCAGAAUGUUGCAGAACUAAGAGAAAAGUAUACAAACUUUACUGGAAAUGUUGAACAGCGUCUUAAGUGGGCAGCAGGCUCCAACCCAUCAAUAGCUAAAGCAUUAGAGGAAUUCAGUAAUGGUGUAGAGCUUGCCUUGAGUGGAGUAGGUGAGCUACUUCAAAAGAGUGAGGAGGUUGCCUCUCUCUGCAAUGCUGUGUUACACUAUGAAGCUCUUCGUACUCACACUGUUGAUGCCAUCUCCUGGGAUGCCAGUUUUACAUCUGUGCUGAAAAAUUGCCAAGACAGCUGCAUGUUACUGGAGCGUUAUCACUCCAGCAUCACCCCUCAAGAAGAAACACUGGUCUCUCUCUGCCCAUUACCUGCUGAUGUUAAUAGCAAGUGGAUUCAACAUGCUUCAGCUGCUGUCUCUGACCACAUAGAGCUUCUGACUAAGGUUGUUAGUGAUCAUGGUUCAGGACUAAGGAAAUCUGUAGAACUUGUGCGAUCAUCAGUUGUAGGAUUACGGAUUCAUCUCACAACACAUCAUAAAUUCAUGUCAGAUAUUAGAGCUCUUUUGAAGACUAUGGCAAAGUUUGAGGUGGAAGGGGGCAUAGUUGGAAUUGAGGACUACCUUUCAUUGUAUCGCACAUACUCUGAAACGAUAUCAGGAUUGAUAAGACAAAUGCUGCAUGACCUACUGACAGCUGAGAAAGUUACAGUAUACUUAGAGAAAUUGAGAGAAGUUACCUCUCAGACAGAAACUAUAUAUGAUUUGUUGGUAGAAUUUGGUACUCAGUGUGUUGUUGAGGAGACCAAUGAGGAGGGUGAGGCCCAAAAGGAGGGAAAUGGGGAGCCUCGCAGACCUCCACUUCUGCGACAGUCAAGUGUCAUAAUGUCCCCUGCUAGAACUUCAACCCCAGAUGCCAAACCCAAAGUCAAGAGGCACCCCUUGACAGGAAAAGUGGUUCAGGAGCACAAUGCCUAUGCCCUGAAUGUGUGGCGACGUGUUAAGGUGAAACUGGAAGGACGUGAUUUGGAUCCAGCAAGAAGGGCAACAGUUUCAGAACAGGUUGACUACACCAUCAAGGAAGCAACCAAUCUGGACAAUUUAGCCACACUUUAUGAAGGCUGGACUCCUUGGGUUUAGUGCUGAGGUAUGGACACAAAG